Trichoplusia ni (cabbage looper) is the source of this 1074-nucleotide messenger RNA. Its product is annotated as BRISC and BRCA1-A complex member 1-like. Lineage: Eukaryota; Metazoa; Arthropoda; Insecta; Lepidoptera; Noctuidae. The transcript has 2 exons. Bases 202 to 1047 code for a protein of 281 amino acids. Gene Ontology annotation, cellular component: BRISC complex; nuclear body; BRCA1-A complex. Gene Ontology annotation, biological process: protein K63-linked deubiquitination; positive regulation of DNA repair; mitotic G2 DNA damage checkpoint signaling. The record is from RefSeq and is a predicted model, not a curated record.
AUAUGUCAAUGUCAGUUUCCAUGGCUGAAGACAAGAGGUUUAUUUACUAUUAAUUCUAAUAUAAUUUGCAAAUUUUGUUAAUUAUUAAGUAUUACAUCCAAUUUAUUAAUCAGUUGCAUGAUAAGUUAACUGGCUUUUACUUAUAGCCUAAUAUAACUGAAUGAAACUAAGUAACAUAGUAUAAGAAGAGUUCUAAACAUUAUGGAGACUCCUAACAUAAUGUCUUACAAUCCUGAUCCUGAACCAAAUGAUUUGGGAAAUGUGCCGGCCGGAGCCGUAUUGUCCGCUGGCGAAGAUUUGGCUGACCUACAAGAGCAAGUGAUGUCCAACUUUCAGAAGCCAAAUGUCCCCAAUAUUAAUGUACCAGAGAGAAUCAUCUUUUGCUUGGAUGUUUGUUAUGAUAACCACAAUGCCCUUUUUAGACUAGGAGAUGGAACUACAUUCACUCCUAUCAACAUGAUAAAGCGGGUACUGGACUUCUUCAUUCAUUCAAAAAGUGCCAUCAACAAAAAGACCGAAUUUGCUCUAAUUGUAUUAAAAGAUACAGAAGCUAGUUGGAUUCAAAACUUUACUUCUAAUCUAAAGGAAAUACUAAAUGCCAUUGAUUAUUUAAAUCCUGAAGAAUAUACUUCUAAUAGUUUUGAUUUUAACAAGUUGUUUCAAUUGAUUAAACAGAAAGUAGAAAUACCGGAAUUCAAAGAAGGUGAAUGCAUACUGCCUCCUGCACAUGUAGUCCGCAUGAUUGUCAUGUAUGGACGAUCCAACUGCAUUCCACUUAUACCACAAGAUGACUCAUUUUUCAUCUUCUUGAAGAAACAACUGUACUUUUACAUUGAUAUACUGCUGGCUCAUGAAGAAGAGUGUGCUACAUACAAAUGUGAAGAGGUUUAUGAUGCUCUGCAAGACUUGGAUAAUGGAUAUUCCUAUGUUUAUGAAGUUUCUAGAAAUGCAACCAAGAUUCAUGACUGUAUUGCUAAGUUACUAGCUCAUCCCUUACAAAGACCAUUGCAAAAGAACACAGAUUACACAUUUGGAACUAGAUAUUAAGUAAAACAACUAUUUUAAUAAUGAAAA